Molecule: messenger RNA, 471 nt
Organism: Peronospora matthiolae
Lineage: Eukaryota; Oomycota; Peronosporomycetes; Peronosporales; Peronosporaceae
Source: the annotation of a GenBank genome assembly
AUGGUAGAGUUUGCCAUCAACAACUCGGUGCAUGCGUCCACGACACAUACACCGUUUUACGUGAAUGGCUUGCGCCAUCCGCGUGUACCCACCUUACUAGAGUGCAACUCUGGUUUAAGGGGGGAGGGACUCGCGCGAGCAAAAAACCGAUUUGGUUCACGCUCAUCACGCUCUGACGAAGAGGUCAUUGCGCUUGAUGCCGAUAUCGAUAACAUCGAUGUCGAAGAAGUUGAUGCCAGUGAGAGUGCGGAAGCCCUCACUGAAGAAGAUGAUCCCAGUGAGAGUGCGGAAGCCCUCACUGAAGAAGAUGAUCCCAGUGAGAGUGCGGAAGCCCUCACUGAAGAAAAGGUUGAUGUUGCUGCAGUGCGCUCACAGCACACUGAAGCUAACGAGUCAUCAGAUGAGUUCAUACUGGCUCGUGAAACGGUAGUCCGUUUUGUGCAAGACUCCAUCGCCGAAGCGGUGACUUAG